This is a messenger RNA of Heterotrigona itama, 1872 nucleotides long. The record is from the annotation of a GenBank genome assembly. Lineage: Eukaryota; Metazoa; Arthropoda; Insecta; Hymenoptera; Apidae.
UUACAUCACGAUGCGGAGAAGACCCGAGAGGAGAUACUGUCUCUGAUCGCACACCACGUUACUGCUGUGAAUUACAUCUAUAGAGACACUAGGUUUGAUGGUAGAAUCAAGCACAGAAAUAUUAAAUUCGAAGUGCAACGGAUAAAGAUCGAUGACGACACAGCGUGCACACCUCAACAAACGUACGGAGAACCAAAUCCGUUCUGCAUGGAAAACAUUGACGUUAGCAACUUUUUAAAUUUGCAUUCGCUCGGCAACCACGAAGAUUUUUGCCUCGCUUAUGUGUUCACUUAUAGAGAUUUUACUGGCGGUACACUCGGCCUUGCUUGGGUAGCAUCCGCAUCGGGCGCAUCCGGUGGUAUUUGCGAAAGAUACAAAACAUACACAGAAACUGUGGGAGGGAUGUAUCAAUCCACCAAAAGAUCCUUAAAUACCGGGAUCAUUACUUUUGUUAAUUACAAUAGCAGAGUACCUCCGAAAGUGUCACAGCUGACGUUGGCCCAUGAAAUAGGACAUAAUUUUGGAUCACCUCACGAUUUUCCACCGGAAUGUAGACCCGGUGGAUUGCACGGAAAUUACAUUAUGUUUGCGUCAGCGACGAGUGGAGAUCGACCGAAUAAUAGUAAAUUUUCGAAAUGCAGUAUUGGCAAUAUCAGCAACGUCUUAGAUGCUAUAGAAGACAACAAGAAAAGAAAUUGUUUUACUGCUUCUGCUGGUGCAUUCUGCGGCAAUAAGAUCGUCGAAGCUGGAGAGGAAUGCGACUGUGGAUAUGAUGACGAUGAGUGCGUGGACAGGUGUUGCUAUCCAAGGCAGGUAUCGGAGUUGGACAAGAUAAAGAAUGAGACGGCGAAAGGUUGUACCAGAAAGUCCGGAACACAGUGCAGUCCUAGUCAAGGGCCAUGUUGCUCCAGCGAAUCGUGUCAAUUCGUCCCUUUCUCUAAAAAUGUUCAAUGUAAGGCUGAAUCGGAUUGUAGUUACAAUUCAACUUGUAACGGACGGUCCUCCGAGUGUCCUCCACCGUUGCCAAGAGCUAACAAAACUAGAUGUAACGAAGGAACUCAGUUGUGUAUCAAUGGCGAGUGUACGGGAUCGAUUUGCCUCGAAUGGAAUCUAACUGAGUGCUUUUUGACUAGCAACGUAAUUCCAAAUAUCGAUAAACGUAAAUUAUGUGAAUUAGCUUGCCAAAAUGGAACUGAUCCAUCGACUUGCCGUAGUACCAGCGAAUUUGCACACGUUGUUGGUCUGCCUGAAGGUGGAAUUAGCCUUCGACCUGGAUCACCUUGUGAUAACUUUCAAGGAUAUUGUGAUGUAUUUUUGAAGUGUCGAGCGGUUGACGCGGAAGGACCAUUAGCCAGAUUAAAAAAUCUUUUAUUCAAUAAGGACACAUUGCGUACAGUAGCACAAUGGAUAACUGAAUUCUGGUGGGCAGUAUUGUUAAUGGGAAUAGCCUUUAUUAUUUUCAUGGGCUUAUUCAUCAAGUGCUGUGCCGUUCAUACUCCUUCGAGUAAUCCUAAGAAACCACCAGCCAGACGUAUUAGCGAUACUUUAAGAAGACCGAUGAAUACUCUGAGAAGAAUGCGACAUCCACAUGGUGGAGGUGGGGCCGGUCCCAGAAGUAUACCUCCCAGACAAAGUCAAGGAGGCCAUGGUGCUACUCGCGGUCCCUCUCAUGGUUAUGGAGAGGGUAGAGGUGCUCAGUAUUAUCCAAAAGGCUAUCGCUCGGUUCCCACAGCUAGUGCGCCACCCGGUAACAGCGCAGCACCCAACUACGGCCGGUCCAACCACCCAGAACUGUACGCCGGUGCCUAUUCGGGCUCCGGGGGAGGCGGGCGGUCCUCAGCCUACGAGAUGAGGCAUCACAACAAGGUGUGA